Molecule: messenger RNA, 3167 nt
Organism: Petromyzon marinus (sea lamprey)
Lineage: Eukaryota; Metazoa; Chordata; Hyperoartia; Petromyzontiformes; Petromyzontidae
Source: RefSeq, a predicted model, not a curated record
GAUGAGCAUGAACUAUGGCUAGAAUACUGUGCUCUAGCUAUUGUAUGCAAUUCAUUAUGUGGAUAUAGAACAAACGCCAUUGGUUUUAAUUUGACGGUGGCCUCUCCGCAAUAAUAAAAACUGGGUCAUAGCUCCUAGUGUCAAUCAUGGUGACAUUUACAAUGACCACGUGCAGCAAUCGAGUGCCCCGAGUUUUAACAGGGGCAGAAAGUUUCGUGCCCCCUUUUCCACUCAAAGUUUCCAGCUUUCCCAUGCACUGUGGUUUGGUGAUGCGAAUGAUUGGUUUAUGCCAGUACACCUGUGCCAGCUGAUGGUCAAUAUUUAAAAGGAUGCAGGAGAAGGCAUUUUUAAUGAUGAAUGCAAACUGCAAUUAAUGUGUUUUUUCCUCGAUCGAGUAACGUUUUUUUUAUUGCAGAGCAAGUGAGCCAACUAUUUGGUAAAGGAGAUUUAAUUAAAGACCUAAUAAAUACUGUAAAGGAGGAGGUUUCUAAUUUAAAUAAAUGAUUCUCAACAAAGAUGGACAUCAUUGAUCAAGUGGGUUUUACUAUAUGCACUUAUAGUUUGUCACAGCACAGCUGGGAAUGUCAGUUGUUUAUCAUUGUGUGGAGGAAUUUAAAGUUUACGAGCAAGAUGGAUUGUUGCGGAACUGAUAGUUGAUGACAGUGUUGGUAGUCAUACGUCCAGCAGUCAAAAGAACAUGGCUGAUGAUGACCUACAUUCGUUCAUUAAACGGCUCCCCUCUCUGUUCUGUACUGCACCCAGAGACGAAUAGAAACCUCACCAUGCUCACUCCGGCAUUCGAGUUGAGCCAGGACACCGAUCACCUGACAGUGACGAUUCGCGUGCCCUAUGCACGUGUCUCAGAGCUGGACCUUUACAUCGAUGGUCACGACUUCAAGUUUUACGCCAAGCCCUACUUCUUGAGGUUGAACUUGCCAGGACGGAUCAUUGAAGAUGGACGAGAAAAGGCCUCCUAUGAUGCAGAAAAAGGCGUGUUCACUAUACGAGUCCCCAAGGAGAGCCCGGGGGAGCACUUUGAAGGGUUGGACAUGCUAACGGCACUCUUAGCCCCCAGAGGAUCCCGCUCAGCCAAGACUCUUGUCAACGAGAUGGGGACACUGGGUGAGAGCCAGGAGGGUGUGGAGGAGCAUGACGAGGAGGAGGAUGACGAGGAGGAGUUUGACUGGCAGGUGGAACAGAAGCCAUAUGAGGAGCCGGCAUGCUUGGGCGGCACUGGAUACGGAUUUGGGGGAUCACGCACUGGUGUCUUCCACCGACUGCAGGAAGAGCUCAGCGAUGUCAUCGACCUGCAGAGUCCAGAGAGCUCCACGGCGGCACAGCGCAGGGCACUCCGUCUGCAAGCAGAGGAUUCAAAGUUUGAUGCUGAUCAUUACCUAGCCGACUACUUUGAAGACGAGCCGGUCAUGGAGACGUUGAGCUACCGGCCUUGGUGGGAUGGCUGCGACGCUGGAGCAGUUCCCUUCACAGAGGAGGAUAAGGAGCAGCUCAGACGUUUCACCAACAAGAGCUUUGUGCUGGACCGGGCAUCUCGACGCCAGGCCUACCUGGGCAUGGUGGACAUCAUCCUCGCCGUCGCCUACGAUGUCCGCAUCACAGGCGGCGAGAGCCACGUGGAGGGACCCUGGAACAUCCGGAAACUCAGUGGAACUCUGUGCUGGUUCGAGACCUAUGAGACUCUACAAGAAGUUCUGGUGUCCUUUGCCAGGAGAGUGCUUUGCUAUCCACUUUACAGGCACUUUGGACUCGUCUUGAAGGUGGUAGAAGAUGCAGCUCGUAUAUUUGCUCUGGGCAGACAGGGUGUGAUGAAGUGCCUUCUGGCAACACACAAGUUGUUCCGUGAGAAUGACCCAGCCUACAUCCUGAAUGACAUCUACAUCACCGACUACUGCAUCUGGGUCCAGAAGACUAAACCUCACCGCCUCCUGAACCUCGCCGACGCCCUCAGGAAAGCAAAGAUAAGCAAAGAAGAGCUGGGAUUCGAUCUGCUGGAGGAGGAAAGGAUCGGGCUCAUGGUGCAGAAGGAGCAGGAGGAGGAGAAGGAGUUGAACGUAGAAAUAAAGGACGCGGAUGAAAGUGCAGCCAGUGGUGUGGUGUCAGGACUCUCCUCUGACCUCAAGCGUCUAAACAUCCAUCACGAUGCAUGGGCAGACAAGGAGGAUGGCAGCGGCGGCAGCAGCAGCAGCAGCAGCAGCAGUUCGGACUCGGAAAGUGAGAGCGAGUCUUCUGACGGUGCCAGCGAAAGUUCCGACAGCAGCAGUAGUGAAUCUACCACAGAAGGGAGCAGCAGCAGUAGCGAAUGUGAGGACGAGGCUGUUGGCACCACCGAGGCCAACUUUGGUGCCAUGAAACAUCAUCAAGAGGCUGCGACAUCGGCAUCGGAUGUCUCGGCUCGGAGUGGGGAGGCCCCUUCUCCGGACAUCCGGGCAAGGGGCGCGGCAGAGAACCGGGCGGCGUCGGGUGAAGCGCGCGAGUGUGCGGCGCUCGCACAGUCUCCCCCGAAGCAAAACAGCCGUGUGCACGAGGGAAGCGCACGGGACACUCGCAACCCUGCCGGGAUUGAGCACAGGCCGCGAGCCUUCGGCGCUGGCCCACCGGAAGCACGCCAGUUUCUGGAAGCGAAACCAAAUGCGGAAUUCCUAAAGUUGGUCGAAACGCCCGUGGCCUUGGGCCGGCUGGAGGAGGAGAGCGCGGCAGAGCGUUGCCAGGAACCAAGGAGACGACCGCUCAUCGAAGAAUUGUGACUGGGGGACAUUUGCAUGGAAAUGGUGUUGAAUAGAAAAGUCGUGUUAAGUAUAACUUGGAUGGCAAAUGUAUAGAAUGGGAAAUAUGUAAUCUAGUGGACAGUACCGUACACGUAUCCACGUACAAUAGCGGACACUACAGGAAGAAGAAUUGUGCGGUUGAACCCCUUUAGCACCACUGGAAGCUGGGAAACACGGCUUGGCCUGGGGCCCGCUUGGAAGAUAAGAUGGAGAUAAGAUGGAGAUAAGAUGGAGAUAAGAUGGAGAUAAGAUGGAGAUAAGAUGGAGAUAAGAUGGAGAUAAGAUGACACUGUUCUUAGGGGCCGUCCAUAAACGACGUCACGCGAUUUUGGACGAUUUUUGACCCCCCCCCCCCUUCGUCACACGGCGUCACAAAAAGUCAGA